AUGAAGAACAAGAAGAGAGGCGGCGGCUCAGCUCCCAAGGGACCUAAAAAGGGCAAGGCUUUCUCUCUCGACGAUGACCCCUUCUUCGGCGCCGAAUCCAAGAAGCGCCGGAAAGUCGAGCUCGAUGAGAUUGAGAGCGAAUCCGACGCCGACGUUGGAUCGGACGGCGAGGGCGGCGGAGAGGAGGCGGAGGAGGAGGAGGAGGAGGCUGUAGUGGAAACGGCAGACGAGAAGAGGAAUAGGCUUGCGCAUGAGUUUUUGGAGAACACUCGGGAACUGCUGAGGAGGGCGAAGGAAGAUGAGGAUGAUGAUAGUGGUGAAGAAGAUGUGAAGGAAGGCGAGAUGGACUCGCUUGUUGGCAAGAUGUUGCAGCAGCAGCAGCUCGAGGACAGCGGCCGAGCUCGCCGUGCCAUUGCUUCUAGGGUUAAAAAGCCAGAACCUACUGAUGAAUUUCGGAUAUUAGUGAAGCAUCGACAACCUGUUACUGCUGUGGCUCUGUCUGAGGUUGACCUCAGGGGCUUUUCAGCUUCUAAGGAUGGCACCAUUCUACAUUGGGAUGUAGACAGUGGGAAAAGUGAAAAGUAUCUAUGGCCUAGUGAUGCAGUAUUAAAGUCCCAUGGGGUCAAGGAUCCACAAGGUCGAGCUAAAAAGCAUAGUAAACAUGUUUUAGCACUAGCAGUUAGUUCUGAUGGUCGGUAUUUGGCAAGUGGGGGAUUAGAUCGCCAUGUUCAUUUGUGGGAUACUCGUACACGAGAGCAUAUUCUGGCUUUUCCAGGUCACAGGGGACCUGUUUCAUGUUUAACUUUCAGGCAAGGGUCUUCAGAACUGUUUUCUGGUUCAUAUGAUCGAACAGUUAAGAUAUGGAAUGUAGAAGAUAGAGCUUACAUUAACACAUUAUUUGGUCAUCAAGGUGAAGUUUUAAGUAUUGAUUACCUACGGAAAGAAAGGGUAUUGACUGUUGGACAUGAUCGAAGUAUGCAGUUAUUUAAGGUCCCAGAGGAGUCUCGUUUAGUAUUCCGUGCCCCUGCAUCUUCUUUGGAAUGUUGUUGUUUUAUUAGCAAUGACGAAUUCUUAUCCGGCUCUGAUGAUGGAGGUGUUGAGCUUUGGGACAUGCUACGGAAGAAGCCUGUUUGCAUAGCUAAGAAUGCUCAUCCUCUGUUGGCUGCACAGAAAAAUGCUGAACCAAAGGAUGGUGAUAGAAUCCCAAAUGGUCACAUGGAAAAUGGUAACCACACUUCUGAAAGUUAUGAUUGUUCAUCAACAAAUUCUUGGGUUAGUUCAGUCGCUGUUUGUAGUGGCAGCGACCUUGCUGCAUCAGGAGCUGGUAACGGCUCUGUUCGAUUAUGGGCUAUUAAAAGUGAAAGCAAAGUGAUUCAGCCGUUACACAACAUCCCACUGGUUGGAUUUGUGAAUUCGUUAGCUUUUGCAAAAUCUGGACAGUUUCUAGUUGCAGGAGUCGGGAAGGAACCUCGUUUAGGAAGGUGGGGACUUAACCCAGCUGCUCGGAAUGGAAUCGCAAUUUAUUCCCUUAAGCUUUCAUCAGAAGAUACAAAUACUCCCUAAGCUCUCAAUUUUGACAAUCAUGUAUUCUUGCAUCUCCCAAUUUUGACUACAUUGAGUUGAUGAGUUAUAUGAAAUGAUGUUCUUUUGUAUUCA
Molecule: messenger RNA, 1656 nt
Organism: Pyrus x bretschneideri (Chinese white pear)
Lineage: Eukaryota; Viridiplantae; Streptophyta; Magnoliopsida; Rosales; Rosaceae
Product: U3 snoRNP-associated protein-like YAO
Cellular component (GO): small-subunit processome
Molecular function (GO): protein binding; snoRNA binding
Source: RefSeq, a predicted model, not a curated record